UUACAGCCGCAUCUUGUCAGUCAUAGACGUCGACCAAUGGAAGGGCGCGAGUAGGCCACCCUGAUUGGACGCCGGCGCGGAGAGCGGGUUCGGGUCUCGCCCCCUGCCGUCUGAGCUGCUCACCUGCGACUGACUGACAGCCUGGAUCCUCCUGUGCAGCGAGUCCGAACCCCCAGCCCCGACAUGGCAGAGCAACCGCUCGCAGAGAUGGUGGAGAUCGCAGUGCGGCAAUUUGCAUCAGACCCCGACGGUAGCCAGCAAAGCUCCCACACAGAUGAUCGGGACGGUUCCAGUCCCAGUGGGAAACGCCGCAGAGUGGAGGUGUCACAAGUAGAGACCGAGGAAGGAGAGGAUAGCAUUCAGGCCCUCCUCUACUCUGCCAGCAAGACCCUCUGCCUGCGCCUGGAUGCCAUUGAGGCUGACCUCAACUCCAUGGAGGACAAAUGCAAGUGCCUGAGGGCGAAGGUCGACCUGCUGGCCAAUCAGAAUGUGCUGCGGCCGCCACUGGCCGAGCCACAGAGGCCGGAGGGGCAGCAGCCAGUUGGCGGCAGCUCAGCCACCGUGCCACAAGAGGCGCCAGGCAAGGCCCGGCAGUCAGAGGAGGAGUUUGAGGGCAACAGAGAGGCGGCAGGGGCGGGGGAGGGUGGGAGGUCAGAGGGGGUGAUCCCGGGCGUGCGGAUCGUGGCGCUGUGCGCGGACGGCCGGGAAGGCGGGGAGGAGCAGACAGACGGCUCCGUGGCCCUGCUGCCGGACGCCACCAACCUGCUGUACCAGCUCAUGUACUGACCGCACGCCUUCCCUCCUCUUCCACCCCCGGCGUGAGGCCGCAGGACAACCCCCCCUCACCCACACACUCAGCCGGGCGCAUGUCUCUGAGCGUAGGCACACUCUGAUCCCAGGCCUGGUGUUUCCACCCUCCCCGAGACCACCACCGCGUUCUGGGCCUCUUCCCUCUUCUCCUCGACACACUGCUGGACCCUCCUCUCCCUCCUGCUUCGAUACCCCCUCCUCUGACAUUGAGCGGCUGGCCCAGGUAAAGCAGAGUGCCUGAGAAAUUGGAGAGAGCUGUUACGCUGUACCCCCUCCCCAAUCCAAGAACGAGACCUGAAAUUGAGGGUCUAUUUCUGUGCGAGGGGAUAAUUCACCCUCCCACAUUCCUGCCUUCCCAUUUGACCCCAUUUGCUACCUCAGUGCCACCUUCCCUCUCUCCCUCCAUUCCCCUAACAUCCAGAGGGCGGAAGAGAAUUCCUGACCUUCACUCCUCUCUGGGGGAAGGAGUUUCUCCCCCACCUCUGUCCCGAGUAGCCCCUUCAUUCUGUGGAUCUGGGCACUGCCAAGGAGAUCACCCUUCCUAUCAAACUCCAAAGAUUUUGUUAUGUCUAAUGAUUAUUCCUCAUGAGCCUUUGCUACGCUCCUUACAAGUCCACGCCCCGCCGAGUCGGAGGACCGUAGUGCCCCCCCCACCCCGCUGUCGGAAGACCGUACUGCCUCCCCCGCUGUCAGAAGACCGUAGCACCCUCCCCCCCGCUAAGUCGGAGGACUGUAACGCCCCCCCCCGCUAAGUCGGAGGACUGUAACGCCCCCCCCCGCUGAGUCGGAAGACCGUAGCGCCCCCCCGCUGAGUCGGAGGACCGUAGUACCCCCCCGCUGAGUCAGAAGACCGUAGCGCCCCCUCGCUGAGUCAGAAGACCGUAGCGCCCCUCCCCCGUUGAGUCAGAAGACCGUAGCGCCCCUCCCCCGUUGAGUCGGAGGACCGUAGCGCCCCCCCCGCUGAGUCGGAGGACCAGACCAGUACACAAUAUUCCACGGACAGUCUCACUGGUGCCCUGUAUUUUUGGAGUAAGAGGUCCUAACUCCUGCACUCCCUCCGCCACGUCUAUGCUUCUCUGGGUAUGUGAUAUUCCAGGUGCGGUCUCACCAGGACACUGUCCAAGUGGAGUGAAACGUCUCUUAAAUCUCUUUCAAUAAAGCUGAUGCACCUACCUUCUUAACAGCUUGUUGCACCUGCACGUUACCCUCCUGGCAUUGGGGAGGUGAGGCUGUUGCCACCGUGUUUGCUCUCCUUACAGGCCCAAGGUUUGUCCAAGUGAGGUAAUAUUGAAUUCACUCCUGGUCGCCUCAUUAUAGGAAGGAUGCAGAAGCUGUAGAGAAGGUGCAGAAGAGAUUUACUGGGACUAGAGAGUAUGUCAUAUGCAGAAAGGUUGGGCUCUUCCUCUUCGGAAUGAAGGUGGGUGAGAGGUUUGUAAGAUUAUGAGAAGCACAGACACGGUGGGUAUCCGGUAGUUUUUAACCCUGGUGCCAAUGGCGAACGCUGUUAGGGUGAGUGGAGCAAACUUUAGGGGAGAUGUCAGAGGUAGGCUUUUUACACACAGUGUGCUGGCUGUGUGGAGUGCACUGUCGGGGUGCUGGUUUGGGCACAUACGUUGGGGACAUUUAAGAAACUUUUAGAUAGGCUCAAGAGUGAAAGGAAGAUGGAGAGUGGUGGGCUGUGUGGCAGGGAAAGAAUAGGUCAGCACAGCAUUGUGGGCCGAAGGGCCUGUUCUGUGCUGCUCUGUGUAACCUGGUACCAUCUCUGGGCCCAAGUUGUUUGAGACACAAGCCUGCACUGAUCCACAAUAAAGUAAUGCCAUGAUUUUGGUUCAGGCAUUCUGCGGCCGCCCUCCAGAGACUAUGACACACCCGAAUACUUCUGAGUGUUGCCUCAUUGCAGAGCAGGAGGGAAGCGGGAAACUACUCGUGCUGGAAAUUUGAGCGAAAACACUGAGCUGGUCAGGCAGUGGGACAGAGAAACAGAGCCAAUGUUUCUGGAAGUGUGAAACGGAACACGUCCCCUGUUGUAGAGAAGGGGAAGGGUCAGAAAGAACUGAGGGGUGUUGAUGGCGUGGUGGAGACGGCAUGACCUGGGGAGGAGGCUUGUUCACUGCAGCUGCUCUGAAGGAGAUGGAAAUGCUGGGAAAGUGGAAGAAACAGCUGAAAGUGUGCGAUACAAUCUCCAGUAUCGAGCACAGGAGAUGGGAUGUUAUGCUGAAGUUGUUAUACAUUGGAGAGUCUGAACUUGGAGUGUUGUGGACACGUUUGGUCACCUAGCUACAGGAAAGAUGUAAAUAAGGUUGAAAAAGUACAAGGAUGUUGCCGGAUUUAUCAGGAAAGAUUAGGACUUUCUUCCUUGGAAUGUAGAAGAUUGAGAGGGGGUUUGAUAAAGGUAUACAAAAUUAUGAGGGGUGUAGAUGGGGUAACUGCAAGCAGGCUUUUUCCAUUGAGGUUGGACAGGGCUACAACCAGAGGUCAUGGGUUAGGGUGAAAGACGAAACGUUUAAGGGGAAUAUGAGGGAAAACUUCUUCACUCAGAGUGUGGAACGAGCUGCUAUCGCAAGUGCUGCAAGCAAGCUCAAUUUCAACAUUUAAGAGAAGUUUGGACAGGUACAUGGAGGGUUGUGGUCCCGGUGGAGGUCAAUGGAAGUAGGCAGCUUAAAUGGUUCGGUAUGGACUAGAUGGGCUGAAGGGCCUGUUUCUGAGCUCUACUUUUCGAUGUCUCUAAGCUGGUCCAUUAGCAUAGAGGUUAGCGUAAUGCCAGUGACUCUGGUUCAGUUUCCGUGGCAACAUUCUCCCUGUGAGGGUUUCCCCCGGGUGCUCCACAUUCAAAAGUUGGAUGGGUUAUUAGGUUAAGUGGGAGUAAUUGGGCAUUGUCGACUCAUUGGGCUGGGAGGGCCUGUUACCCUGCUGUAUCUCUAAAUGACAAUUUAAACAACCAGUAAAGCCAGACACUGCACAUUCUGGAAAUCUGAAAUAAAAUCCACUCUUGACAAAAGUGCCCGUGGAGAGAAAAUCGGAGAUAGCGGAUUGAGUUGAUGAGCUGCCGUCAGAGGUAGGAAAAUGUCGAAAGUAAAUGAAGCACACGAUUCAUUCAGGGUAAACGACAGGUCCGUAACAAGGUGGGGGACACCACGAGAGACUGAAUGGUGCAAGUGGGUGGUGGUGUCUUCUGGCAGAAGGUGGGGGACAUUGCAGGCAAUCUAUCUGAAGAAGGCAAAAAUAUAGGAUUCCAAGCUUUCGAUUUGCCUCCUGUGGUUUCUGCUUAUCUGCUAACCUC
Mobula hypostoma (lesser devil ray) is the source of this 4090-nucleotide messenger RNA. Its product is annotated as protein BANP-like. Gene Ontology annotation, biological process: negative regulation of protein catabolic process; protein localization to nucleus. Lineage: Eukaryota; Metazoa; Chordata; Chondrichthyes; Myliobatiformes; Myliobatidae. The record is from RefSeq and is a predicted model, not a curated record. Bases 184 to 786 code for a protein of 200 amino acids. The transcript has 5 exons.